GUGUACAACCUGGUCAGAGAGACAAACAAGACUUUGUUUAUGAAAGACGUACAUGAUGACAGAGGGAAAAAUGGACAACCUGAUGACUCAUACGAGACGAACAAUGUGAUUUUUUAUAAUCCUUUUAUUAGUCUCUGUCAGCAGCUGUUUACACUGAACACUGUUUGCUUUUGAGUCCAGUUGUUCUGUGGUCCGACCUGGGAAUCCAAAGGAAUGGACAGCAGUGACCCGCAGGACGAUGAAAGAGGAGGCAGAGGAAAAGACAGUGAUGGAGAUGAGGAAAAACAGUUGAAGAACGAGCUCAAUUGUGAAGAGAAAGGGGAGAAAGAAAUCAAAGGGAAUGACAAGGAGAAAAAGAAAUCUGGAUCUCGAUCUGGGUCUCUGUGGAGGAGUGGAUGGGCGUUGAGUGAAAGACUGGCCAUCAACGUCUCAGGGAUGCGUUACGAAACUCAGCUUCGCACCUUAGCCCAAUUCCCCGACACCUUGCUGGGUGACCCCAGGCGCAGGUCACGCUACUUUGACCCACUUCGAAAUGAGCUCUUCCUGGACCGAAACCGCGCCUGCUUUGACGCCAUUCUGUAUUUUUACCAGUCGGGCGGGAGGCUCCGGAGGCCCACAAACAUACCUCUGGACAUCUUCAUGGAUGAGCUGCUGUUCUACGAGCUCGGAGAGGACAUCAUGAACCGCUUCAAGGAGGAUGAAGGUUUUCCAAAAGAGGAGGAGGCGCCACUGCCAAGCAACGAAAUCCAGAAAGCACUGUGGAUGCUGUUUGAGCAUCCCGAGUCCUCAUCAGGUGCACGAAUCAUCGCAAUCAUCAGUGUCAUGGUCAUCGUGGUGUCCAUCCUCAUCUUCUGCCUGGAGACGCUGCCCGACUUCAGGAACGAGAAGGAGUCACGGGAGGAAUAUUUCUACAAGUACCACGGCCUGGCGAAGAACAUAUCUGCGAACAUGCCUCCUCCACACAGUGUUUUUCAUGACCCCUUCUUCCUGGUGGAGACCAUCUGUAUAUGCUGGUUCUCCUUCGAGCUCCUCAUGCGCUUCGCUUGCUCCCCCAGCAAGAUGCACUUCUUCAAGGACGUCAUGAACAUCAUCGACUUCAGUGCCAUCCUGCCCUACUUCGUCACUCUGGGAACGGAGCUGGCCAAGGACAAUGACGCCUCCCCAGCCACCUCCUUGGCCAUCAUCAGAGUGAUCAGGUUAGUGCGGGUGUUCAGGAUCUUCAAGUUGUCUCGUCACUCCAAGGGUCUCCAGAUCCUCGGUCAGACACUGAAAGCCAGCAUGCGCGAGCUCGGCCUGCUCAUCUUCUUCCUGUUUAUCGGCGUCAUCCUUUUCUCUAGCGCCAUCUACUUCGCCGAGGCCGACCACACCAACACAGACUUUAUCAGCAUACCACAUGCCUUCUGGUGGGCAGUUGUCACUAUGACCACAGUGGGUUAUGGCGACAUGUACCCAGAGACAGUGUGGGGUAAACUGGUGGGCUCCAUGUGCGCCAUUGCAGGCGUGCUCACCAUCUCGCUGCCAGUACCCGUCAUAGUGUCCAACUUUAGCUACUUCUACCAUCGGGAGACUGAAUGUGAGGAUCACACCGAGUACACUCACGUCCAGACGAGCCUGUGGGAGGAAGAAGGGCCAGAAGGGGGGGAAACAGAGGAAGAGGAUAGAGAUCAAGAGGGAGAAUAUUAUGCCAUUGAAGGCACCUGCAACCCUUUGAAUGGGACUCUGCUGGGUGGACUGUGUGCAGGGCAGAGCCCCGAGUUCAGAGGAGGAAACAUGUAUCUGAGGGAACCACUGGUUACUCAAGUGUAG
Molecule: messenger RNA, 1806 nt
Organism: Centropristis striata (black sea bass)
Lineage: Eukaryota; Metazoa; Chordata; Actinopteri; Perciformes; Serranidae
Product: potassium voltage-gated channel subfamily A member 7-like
Exons: 3
Coding region: 214-1806 (530 amino acids)
Biological process (GO): potassium ion transmembrane transport; protein homooligomerization
Cellular component (GO): voltage-gated potassium channel complex; membrane
Molecular function (GO): delayed rectifier potassium channel activity; protein binding
Source: RefSeq, a predicted model, not a curated record